CGAUCAUUGGUUAUGGGCUGUUACCUAAACAUCUGCCCGACGACACGCGUGCGGCAAAGUAGAUUCAGAGAGCAUAAAGGAAUCAGGACCCGAGGAGCGACGCAACCUCGCGGUCAGCUAUCUCCCGCGGAAUCUCGACCCAACAUGGCCAUCUUUGGCCGGCGAUCCAACCUCAAGGGCAAGAGUGGUGACAAUGAUUCAGGACAGGAAGCCGGAAGCAAGCGCAAUUUCACAUCGCGAAAGCCAGCGAAUACCGCCUUCAAGCAGCAACGCUUAAAGGCAUGGCAGCCCAUCCUGACCCCAAAGACGGUCCUGCCGACUUUCUUCCUAGUUGCAGUCAUUUUUGCGCCGAUUGGAGCCGUGCUGUACUACUUCAGCAACCAAGUCAACGAGUUCACCCUCGAUUACACGCAAUGCUCCACGCUCGCCCCGAAGACCGACUCACCAGCGGAGAUGCCCUCAAACAUGUACAACUAUCAGUUGCACGAUGCCAACCCGCAAACGUUCAACAACCCAGUGUGGGCUUGGGUCGACGAGCCCAAGGCUCCGGGCGGUAAGGCAUGCCAGAUUGACUUUUCUGUGCCGACCGAGCUGCAAGCGCCGCUCUUCCUCUACUAUAAGCUCACCAAUUACUACCAGAACCACAGGCGCUAUGUCAAGAGCCUAGAUACCGAUCAGCUGCUCGGCAAGUACAGGAGCGUUGACGACCUCAGCAAGGGUACCUGUAAGCCGGUCGACCAGACAACUGUGCAGCAGAAUGGACAGAAUGUCACGCUGCCGAUUUGGCCGUGCGGUCUGAUCGCGAACAGCAUCUUUAAUGACACAUUCAGCAACCCGGUCCUGCUGAACGUGGUUGGUGGCGCGCCGAACCACACGUACGUGAUGAGCGAGAGCAACAUCGUAUGGCCAGGCGAGAUGUCCAAGUACGGCAACUCGCCUUACAAAGCAGACGAGUGCGUACCCCCUCCAUUCUGGCAAAACGCCACUGGCCCCUUUGGCGUCCAAGGGGGAAGGUACACAGAGGAAACCAUGUUUCAUCCUUCGAAGAACGAGCACUUUGCCGUCUGGAUGCGCACUGCCGGCUUGCCCACGUUCCGCAAGCUGUACAUGCGUCAAGACAAAAAUAACAUGGCAGCUGGCAGGUACCGGAUCAUAAUUUAUGACAACUACCCCGUCGCGAUGUUCAAAGGCACCAAGUCCAUUGUCUUCAGCACCGUCUCAUGGGUCGGUGGGCGCAAUCCUUUCAUCGGCCUCGCUUACAUCGCCGUCGCAGGCCUGUGCGUCCUGCUCGGACUCCUCUUCACUGCUCGUCAUCUCAUCAAGCCAAGACGUCUAGGCGACAUGAGUUAUCUCAGCUGGAACCAGACUGAGCACUCCAAAUGAUGCAUAGGUCGAUGGAAUGAGGUUGCGCGCGAUGCAAGUCAAAUGCACUGGACCGACAUUGACCGCGUUCACUCCAACUUUCCUUUUUCCCCAUAUGGAUCUUGUACAAUUCACUCCGACUCAACCGCUGCGGCUCGUGGCAGCAUGACUGUAUCAGCUCUAAAUGUGUCACCUCUCGCAUUCUGGUUCCUUUGAUUAGUUGCGCGUAAUAUGAUAC
Messenger RNA from Tilletiaria anomala UBC 951, 1600 nucleotides. RefSeq names its product Lem3/Cdc50. Lineage: Eukaryota; Fungi; Basidiomycota; Exobasidiomycetes; Georgefischeriales; Tilletiariaceae. The record is from RefSeq and is a predicted model, not a curated record. The coding region runs from base 145 to 1383 and encodes 412 amino acids. The transcript is spliced from 4 exons. Gene Ontology annotation, cellular component: plasma membrane; endoplasmic reticulum; Golgi apparatus.